AUGGCGGCGCCUUUUAUUGUUCAGUGGCUGGAGUUGCAGGAAGAGCGGCAGUUUCGUGAGCAUCGCGAUGCGUUCCAGAUGCUCGAGGAAAUGUUCCGGUCUCGGUAUCGACUAAGUAAGGACUUGGCACGGUGGUUGUGCGAAGAGCUUCGUCCGGUGCUUGUGCGGGAGCGAGUGAACACUCGCACAGCGUUGACUGUAGAAGUUCAAGUUCUGUGCACGCUUCGCUUCCUUGCCACAGGCGGGUUUGAAGGUGCGAUUGCCAGUGACGAGGACUUGACUACAAGUCAACCUAGUGUUAGCCGUUCGGUUCACGCAGUCAUCGAGGCUAUCGUGGAUUGCAUCGGCGACGCAUGGAUCUCGUUUCCAGACGACACAGCGGUAUUGAGUUCUGCAUCCGAAGGGUUCGUGCGCAGAGACUGCAGGUUCCAGGUUUGCAUCGGGGCUGUGGACGGCACAUUUGUGUGCAUUCGCGCACCAUCGGAGAGGGACGAUGCCAACAAGGCGGCUUACAUAUGCCGGAAAGGCUAUUACGCCUUGAACGUCAUGGUGCCGCCAACUUGUUACGCGCUCAGCACUACCGCGCCCCGCUACUUCUGCAACCACUGUCAAAACUUUGCCUCGAAAGGAUCUGUGCACGACUCUUUUGUGCGGAAAGCAUCAAGCCUCUACGCAGAGUGCCGAUCUGGGAGCCUGCUUCAUGGUGGUGAAUACCUGCUUGGUGACAGUGCUUAUCCGCUCAAGCCAUGGCUUGUCACACCUGUUCCUAGGAACCACAUUUCUGGUAGCCCUGCAGCCAUGUUUAACGCUGCCCACUCAUCACCGCGUUCACUUGUGGAACGCUGUAUUGGGGUCCUCAAGAUGCGCUUCAGGUGUCUGCAACGGCACCGGCCGCUCUACAAUGGGCCAGUGUUUACGUCAAAAUCAUUGCAGCCUGAGCAGUGCUGCACAACUUGUGCGUGCGCGCUGAGCUUCCAGAGCCAGAUUGCACCUCUGGGAUCGACGACUUUGACGGAGACGUGA
Dermacentor albipictus is the source of this 1023-nucleotide messenger RNA. Lineage: Eukaryota; Metazoa; Arthropoda; Arachnida; Ixodida; Ixodidae. The record is from RefSeq and is a predicted model, not a curated record.